Messenger RNA from Carassius auratus (goldfish), 3047 nucleotides. RefSeq names its product shisa family member 9b (gene shisa9b). The transcript is spliced from 3 exons. Bases 262 to 1407 code for a protein of 381 amino acids. The record is from RefSeq and is a predicted model, not a curated record. Gene Ontology annotation, biological process: regulation of AMPA receptor activity; regulation of short-term neuronal synaptic plasticity. Gene Ontology annotation, cellular component: AMPA glutamate receptor complex; postsynaptic membrane; dendritic spine membrane. NCBI's taxonomy places the organism in Eukaryota, Metazoa, Chordata, Actinopteri, Cypriniformes, Cyprinidae.
CCCCUCCUCCUCUCUCAUCAUUACGCAUUCGGUCUCUCUCAGAGCUCUGUUCAAGCGCAGCUCACUGCGCUCCAGACGCUCCACGCACCAGAGUGUAAUAGGAUAGGCAAAAAUAAUAGAAAAAAACAUUGUAUUGUUUUUUUGCAAUUCCACACUUGGAACGACAGAAAUCUACAUCUAUAUUCAAACAUUUGCAUACUUCAAAGCCUGCAUAAACCAACCGUGGCGCUCAAGUAUCUUCAAACAUGAGCAUCAUCUCGGAUGGCGGUGAUGUUCUUGAUGGAGAUAUGCGUGCUGACACUUCAUGACAAAAGAUACCCAACUCUAUUUUUCAGCGUCCGAUCAGCAGUGACAAAGAAGAGGAGAGAAGAGCGCAGGAUGAAAAGCACUGGCUUACUUCUGGGUUACUUUUUGAUGAAAGUUCUUGUGUGCGACGCGGAAGGAGAACCUGGGAAAAACCUGGAUGGUUUGGUGACGGCGUCGGGGUCCAACGACUCCAGAGACGGAGAGAACGGUCUCUCUGAGACCCCCCACACGGAGGACAGGUGUCGGGGCUAUUAUGAUGUGAUGGGUCAGUGGGAUCCUCCGUUCGUGUGCCGCACUGGUAGCUACCUGUACUGUUGCGGGACCUGUGGCUUCAGGUUCUGCUGCGAGUUUAAAAACUCAAGACUAGAUCAGACCACCUGUAAAAACUACGACACCCCGCCGUGGUCCAUGACGGGCAGACCACCGCCGAAGAUGAUGGACCAACACGAUUCGACUAAGGAUAAAACCAAUUUGAUUGUGUAUAUCAUAUGCGGAGUAGUUGCUAUCAUGGCGCUGGUUGGGAUAUUCACCAAACUUGGCUUGGAGAAGGCGCAUCGACCUCACAGAGAGAACAUGUCGAGAGCACUGGCCCAGGUGAUGCGCCAGACAGCUCCAGGAGAAGAUGUGGAGAGAGAGGAGAGCUUGGUGGUGCAUGGACAACACUACGAGAACAUGCAGGCCAGAGCAACAGGAAACAACCUGCCUGAAAAAGCGAACGAAAACUUCUACACUAACAGACGGCACCUAGCCGACCUGGCAGCGAAAGGCACUCUUCCCAUGCACUCGGUGAGUCUGGAGCAGGAGCCCACCAACCCUUACAGCCCCGAGCUGCCCUGCCAAAAGCAGAACGGACACAAGUCCAAAAGCACCAAGGUCCACAUCUCCCACCCGCUAGCUUUUGGCUCGAACACCAUCGCCAACCCUGGCAUGCUGAAGGGCUGGGAGACCACAGAAACGCUGGGCCGCCGGCACACGUACGCCCCCAAGAAGCACAGUGCCACCGUGGAGCAAGUGAACGAGCUGACAUCCGCCCACAGCCAGCACUUCCUGCCGCCACAUCCGUACUUUGUCACCAACAGCAAGACUGAGGUGACCGUGUGAACAGGGCCGCGACGCCAGUAUAUCGAGCACAGGCCUGAUUGGAUGCGUGGAUUGGAGAACAAGGAUAAUUAAGGAAGCCUGAUGGAGGAAGAAGUGUGGAUUAGGAUCCUGUCCUGCUGGAAGGAUUGUCCGAGCGGUCUGGCUCGAGAUCUGCAUGGCUGUAUGUGUGCUGUUGCUUUGGCGACAGGCGUGCACUGGGAACAUUUGAACGGGAAAACGUGGAACUCUUUCUUUGUCCAUUCCGGCAAAAACGAAUAAUCUGACCCGUAGUGAUGAGUUUGUCUCAAGGCCAUCCGUGAAAAAGUGAUGAGGACCCAUUCAAACCCUAAACAAUCAGUGCAAUCUAAAGUACUAGUUUAGAUGAUGUUUCGCAACAACCUGAAAGCUUGGGAGAACGUCGCUUAAGAAACACUAUCCUGUUUUUCUCAGAAUCUUGUAUAUAACAGAAUGGACGAAAAAAGUCAAAGGCUUCCUUGGAUCAUUAAAGACCAUCGAUCUGGAAGAUAAAAAAAAAUGAUGUGAGGACAAUCGCGUCUCACGUUCUUCUCAUCUCAACCCUCGAGACUUUCCAGAGCGUGUGCACCAAAAACCUCCUGUAGCAACCUAUAACAUCUAUAUCCUGACAAACACUGGGCUUGUGCCUUUCCAACAGAAGAACUCAUUAUAUGAGAGCUCUUGUGCUUUUCAGCGAGCACAUGGUGUUUCUUCAAUAACAAAGAUGCAUAAAAUAUAAACAAAUCUAUUGUUUACGGCUGUCAUACUUCAGUAGAAAAUGUUGAUUGUCAGUGUUCUUAAAAUACACAUUUCCCUUCUGUUUCGACAGGUUUUCUCUGAUGUGUUCACAUAUUGUAUGGCCCUAUCUUUUAGUGCAACUGUAGACUGUAGACAAAGGAAGUACUGUAGGGUUAAUGAUAGACAUUCAUUACUUUUUAUUGUUAGGGAUGAUAAAAAAAAAUGAAUGGUUAAUUCUGAUACAGAUCAAGAUUGUUACAACACUGCCAUUGUUGCAUUCCCAGUAUUUCGGUAUUGAAAACUGAUUCAGAAGUUUCUUUUGUCUUUAGCAUCAUAAUGCAAACCGUUUCAAUUAGCAUAAGGGCAAAAGGCUGCAUUCAAUUUCAAAACCUGAGCGUUUUGUCAUCCACAUCCAAAUUAUCCCAAGUAUCUGGCUGUGAAUAAUAUGGGUCACAUAAACUGUAAUUGCUGUGAAACAAGUGGCUUUAUCUCAGUACACUUAAAACGUUUUUGACCUAAAUCAUUUACUCACUUAAAGUGAGAUUUUAGGCAAAUUAGCAGGCUAAACUCAUAGUGAAAAUAAAAAUACAUUUACAUAUCUACUAGUACAGCUUUCUGCAGUGUCACGCAUUCUUAUUUCAUAUGUAGGAUACUCGUUCUCAGUAUUUACAAUAUGUAGUAGAUGUAAGGGGUGAGCACACUAGAUUUUGUGUUUGUAUUCUGCUGUUUUUAUUUAAGUUUGGUGAACUCUGGUUUGCAAAUCUGUAUAGUGGUGUUUGACCAUUAGAUGAUCUAAAUAUCACAGGCUGACCUGCUGCUAGUGGCACAGAAAUGGCACACUUCACCUUUAAGGUAAAGGAAUAGUUCAACCCAAAAUAAAAAUCUGUUAUCCAUUAUAUCACUUGCUC